Molecule: messenger RNA, 288 nt
Organism: Caenorhabditis angaria
Lineage: Eukaryota; Metazoa; Nematoda; Chromadorea; Rhabditida; Rhabditidae
Source: the annotation of a GenBank genome assembly
UUGAAACCAGAAAUCAUAUCUACAUUUACUGUUCAAACUUGGGACCAUAUUGCAUUUGUGCGGGUAAUUAACGGCCAUCCUGUAUAUGGUGUAGCGGUUGUCGUUUUGAUUGCUGGUGCAGUUGCAUUUUAUUGUUAUCGUAAGAAGAAAGCUGCAAAAAACUUGGGAAACAAUGCGCAUGGCAAGAAAACAAUGUCAACUUCAAAUUCAAAUGAUAAAUUGUCUGCAAAAUCGCCAACAGCAAAACCAAGUCCAAAUGGAUGGCUAGCUAAAAAUCCAUUCGUCUAA